AAAUCCUGUACCAAAACAUCGAAGUUUACAAAGAAAAUGAAUUUUUAAAAAAAUAAUGUAGUAUAAAAUGUUGCACACAGGAUAGUCUAACAAUAUGUUGACGUUGAGGUGAUAAUUCAUGAUUACUGUAUUUAGUACAGCAGGUAGGUAUAAAGGAGUGAUUUUGUCCAUAAAGGUGUCAUACAAGCGGGCAGAGGUGCAGCAUUUGAUUCCGGCUCCGGGAUUUGCAUGUUCUCACCAUGCCUGUAUGGGUUUUCCCCGAGUUGUCUCUUUUCCUCCCACAUUCCAAAAACAGGCAUAGCAAGUAAUGGAACACGAAAUUGUCCGUAGGUGGUGGGUGUGGAUGGUUGUUCGUCAAUGUGUGCCCUGCGAUUGGCUGACAAUCAGUUUGCGAUGUACCGUUAUGUGUCUACUGCCCGAUGAGCUGAGAUAGGCUCCAGCAAGCUCGCGACCUCGGAUGGAGUUUGGCUUUUGUUCACAUCAAUUGUUGGGUGCUGCCAACGAGCACUCACACAUUAAAGAUCCCUAGUUGUUACGAUGAAAUACAUGCAAUUUAUAUUCAAAACAGUGAAAUCUAAAUGCACCUGUUUGGCGUCAAAUACUUGUUGGGGUUAAUUAGAUAGUUCCGAUUCUUUGACUCAAAAUUAACUAUUUCCAAUUGCCUUUAACGCAACACGCGUGACGUAGGCUGCAGGAAGUGCUUGCUGAAGUCGCGCUUUUCAGUCAUUUGUUUCCAGUUACACUAUCGUUUCAGCUCUUUUGCACUAUGUUACUUCAUGUAGCUACCAAAAUGUAUUAAACAUUAAUAAAAAUGUAUUUUGAGAGCAACAUUAAGCAGCUCGAUUUGCGUUUGUAGAGAUGGAGGAUCCGCUCAUGGAUCUGGUGCCACCUGAGGAGUAUGUUGUUCUCUGGAGCUUUACUGGGCGUUGCAGUGAAGAGCAGCUUAGUAUCAGCAAAGGAGACCAACUGAUGGUCCAUGCCAAGAUUACCCCAGAGUGGUGGUGGGCUGAGCUGCGAGGGGUCUUUGGUUAUGUACCUGCCAGCUACCUCCGCCAGGGAGCCUUAGAAGAGGAGGAGGACGCAUGGCAGGAUGAGGAGUACUAUUCCACCUAUGGAACACUGAAUCUUCACUUGGAGAUGUUGUCAGACAAGAGCCGCACAGAGACGUACAGGCGAGUAAUCGUCGACAACAGUGCUUCUCUGCACAGGAAGGUUGUCAUGGACCUCGGCUGCGGGACCGGCAUCAUGAGUCUGUUCUGCGCUCAGCUGGCACAACCGGCAGCGGUGUAUGCCGUGGAGGCCAGCUCGAUGGUGGAGCACACCAGGGAGCUGGUGAAGCAGAACGCAUGCGAGGAGGUAGUCACGGUGCUGCAGGGACGGGCCGAAGAGAUCCAACUACCCGAGCAGGUGGACGUCCUUGUGUCCGAGUGGAUGGGCAACUGCUUGAUGUUUGAGUUCAUGGUGGAGUCCGUCCUGCUGGCCAGGGACCGCUGGCUGAGGGAAGGUGGCACGAUGUGGCCCUCGUCCGCAGCCCUCACCUUGGUGCCAUGUCAAGCCCACCAAUACUACAGCGAGAAAAUGGCCUUCUGGGAAAAGCCCUACGGCCUGGACUUCACCCCGCUUCAGCCUCUUGCACUGCAGGAGUUUUUCGCCAAGCCCAAGUUCAGUCAUUUGAUGGAGCCAGGCGACCGCCUCGCCUCUCCUGCCGAUGUCAUCCGUUUGGACAUGCACACGCUGCAGGUGGCAGACCUGGAGGAAAUGCAGGGCAAGUUUCAGUUUCGUCUGGACAAGUCUGGUGUGUUCCACGGCUUCACCGCCUGGUUCAGUGUUUGCUUCAACAGCCUGGAGGAGGGCGGCGCACCAGUGGAGCUGAACACUGGACCUGACUCAGAGCCGACACACUGGAAGCAGACUUUGUUCAUGCUGGAUGAGCCCGUCAGCGUGCAUGCCGCCGACUGCAUUAGCGGAAGCAUUAUUCUGCGAAGGAACCCUGUCUGGAGGCGCCACUUGACUGUCACCCUCUACUGGGACAUCAGUGGCCACACACAAGAGGCGGCCACCUGCCAGGCUGGUAUGAAGAGCUUCCCGAUGUGGCGCUGACAGCUUCUCACCAUCUGGCACAAAUGCUUGCCUGCUAAUUUUCUGGGUCUUUGGGAUCAACCUCCAGUUGAUACAGGCCACUAAGUGGAAGAGGGUUCCCAGAACUUAUACGUGACAUUUUCGGUGACGACAUAGUCACAGGCACGGAUUACAGAACCUUAAAAGUCGAUUUUAGACAUGCAUUUUUAUUUUAUUUUGAAGAGUCUUACAAACUCUUAUGACUACAAUAGUGGAACAUCCACUGAAGAGUCUUACAAAUUCUUACAGAUACAAUAGUGGAACCUCCAAAGCUGAUCACAGUCCAUUUAGUCAACCUCGGAUUUUCUGAUUUUCCCCAUGGGAAAAAAUAAAAAUCUAAAUAAUUUCAAAGUAGAAUGUCUGUACAAUUCAGUGAGAUUCCAAUUCGAUUUGAUGCAACUCAGCUCAAGAGGGAAUUGAUGCAAUGAGUCUUUAGUUAUUUUACAAAUAUGAAUGAACCGGUUUACCGAUUCAACACGUUUUUUGUUACGCUUCUGUUUACCGCACAGUACUUUGGAAAUGUGUAUCAUAAAUUUGAAGAAAUUACCUCAGGAAGCCAACACAAGAUGAUAUGAGACAUUGGUACAAAAAUGUGAAUCAUUUUGACAAAAAGCUCAGUGUUGAAAAUUAGUCCUACCCAUUGUCAAUAGGUCAUAUCCAACGUUCUAAAUGUCAAGUUAAGAAGAAACCUCAAAGUUAUUAUAGAAGUUACCGGAAAGGUGCAAAAAUUUGCCAGGGGUGUCAAUUUUAGUUUUUUUUUUUUUCAAACUGCCCCAAAACUACGAAACUUGUAAUGAAUCUUCAGUAACAUCUCCCCACAUAACACUGUACACACUUUUGCCUUGUCAUUUCUAGCGAAAAGCCAUUCAACAAAUAAAAACGGCUUG
Hippocampus zosterae (dwarf seahorse) is the source of this 3005-nucleotide messenger RNA. It is a transcript of the gene prmt2, whose product is annotated as protein arginine methyltransferase 2. NCBI's taxonomy places the organism in Eukaryota, Metazoa, Chordata, Actinopteri, Syngnathiformes, Syngnathidae. Bases 859 to 2100 code for a protein of 413 amino acids. Gene Ontology annotation, molecular function: protein-arginine N-methyltransferase activity; protein binding. The transcript has 9 exons. Gene Ontology annotation, cellular component: nucleus. The record is from RefSeq and is a predicted model, not a curated record. Gene Ontology annotation, biological process: peptidyl-arginine methylation.